GGGGGCAAUUGGUUGAGUGAAGUCGCACGGUCGAGUCCUUUCUCCCUGAGGUGUCUUCCUUUGAGAUCCAGCCGAGCCUGGCGCCUGCAAAACAGAACUUGUCUGACUUAUUAAAUAGUUGGAGCUGGAGGAAGAAAAAAGGCCUGUUGCUUCUCAGUCGAGGCCAUUGUGACGCCAGAAAGGAUCUUGACAGCCCUUUAAUUGCUGUGAUACUGAAUGCGUGUUUGACCCAAAUCAGGUCCCCUCGUCACUUUCCGUGGACGUGUUUAAUUUGAUUUUCUCCAAUAAAAUGGUCUCUUUUACUCAGAAAAGCAUUUAUAUAGACAGCUCGUGUUUUUUGAUAACUUUCUCAAAAAAAUAUCAUAUGGAUUGUCAUGAUCGUCAUUUGCGAACAGGAUAUUUGUUACGAUGUCGCUAUAGUGAGCUGCACACUACAGCACCGCAACUCUCAAACGCAGGCUCCAUUCUUGCCUGAGGAUUGCGAUGCAGUACAGCCGCAAUAGUUGGGAGAGUGCUCCCGAUGGAGUGUCCGGCUAAUGGAUGUAAGUGGUCGAGAGAGUCCUCCCACUGGUUAAUUAUACUAAAAUUGGUCUAAGCUACUUUGCUAGGGCCAGAAUGGCCCGUCGCAGCAUGGGGUCGGUAUGAUUAACUACUCCUUCCUUUCAAAAGCCUCUUGAUGUUUCCUUUAGAAGGCUGUGAGCCAAUCGAAACAGCGCUCGGACCCCAAAUUAGCCAGCUGAUUGGUGGGAGUAAGGAGUGGAAACACACCUCUUCCUCUUAUAGACGUCCCUGCCGGGUGCGUAAAAGUUAAAGUGUGCGUCAUUUACUCGAGAGACCCGCAUCGGUCCGUGAACUCAUCGCCGAUUUCAUCGCUCCUUUUAGCGGCCCACCGGGAGGUGCAUGGGCCCUUCGCCUCGCCUGACGAUGAACGCAGCGCCGGGCUCGCCACCCCAAGACGUCCAAGUCGUCCAUCCCAAGGAGGAGACGGAGGACGCCCAGCCCAAGGACAUGACCACGGAGAAGGAGAGGAGCCGCCUCCCGUUCAGCGUCGAGUCUUUGAUUUCCAAGAGGAGCACCUGCAGGACUUCUUUUGAGUCGGCCGUGUUUGCUCAGAAGCCCGCGGCGCACUUCACUCCGAGGACUUUUUACGCGGAAGGUUCUCCGGCUGUUUGCAGCAGCUCCUCGGACGACACGCCACAUUCGGCUGACACCGAUCAGAGCACUUGGUUCCAGGCGAACACCUUCUCUUCGAACUCUCGGAGCUCCAGUCCAUCUCAGUGUACUUUACGAAAGCACAAAAACAACCGUAAACCUCGCACGCCCUUCACUACCUCGCAGCUGCUGGCCCUGGAGCGCAAGUUUCGCCAGAAGCAGUACCUCUCCAUAGCCGAGAGAGCCGAGUUCUCCAGCUCGCUCAACCUGACCGAGACCCAGGUGAAGAUCUGGUUCCAGAACCGCAGAGCCAAAGCCAAGAGGCUGCAGGAGGCCGAGUUGGAGAAAUUUAAGAUGGCCUCUAAGCCCGUCCUGUCCGCCUUCGCGCUGCCUUUCCCCCUCAGCGCGCACGUGCAGGGCUCGGCAACUUGGGGAUCCUCGAACCCCUUCCCCAGGCCCAGUCUGCCGGUGCCGGGACUCUUUGGUGCACCUGUCACGUACGGGAUGUACUAUUUGUCGUAGUAUUGACGUGUGUGCUUUCAUGGGAACUAGGACAUGUUGCAAAAACACUUAAAGGCACACAACAAAAGUAUUUUUUCCAACUGGAAAAUGUAUUUUUUAAAUAUACUUUACGUUUAGACAAAUGUUCUUCUUACCUCCAAAUAUGAAAACUGUAUUGUUGGACACAUACAUAUUUGUGAGAGAAAAAAAACCGUGCUGUUUGUGCGCAAGUUUAUUUACCACAUUUCAGACAGUAGUUAAAAGUACUUAAAGAAAGUGCCUUAAGAGCCAGCAUCAACUUUCGUGAUCUUGUUGAACUGUUUAUUUUAUUUACCACAAAGUUGUCAGCAGAGACACCAUUUAUAUGAUAUACGUAUAAUGUGUGUAGCAAAUAUUGUAUACUUCUCCCAGCGUUGCCUUCAUGAGGGUUACAAUAGAGUUUUUGGGGUGAAUUUUGCUGCAUAUGUAAAUAAAAAGUCCUGCAGUCUUGCUCGAGGAACAUCAGGACAUUUGUAUUUAUUAAUCUUUUCUAUCUGUACUGUGUACAUUUCUCGUUGGAAAAUCUACAGUGACAUGGAAAUAAACGUACAAAAUAUCUGACAA
This is a messenger RNA of Hippocampus comes (tiger tail seahorse), 2256 nucleotides long. Its product is annotated as homeobox protein MSX-2-like. Gene Ontology annotation, molecular function: RNA polymerase II transcription regulatory region sequence-specific DNA binding; DNA-binding transcription factor activity, RNA polymerase II-specific. Gene Ontology annotation, biological process: embryonic morphogenesis; regulation of transcription by RNA polymerase II. The record is from RefSeq and is a predicted model, not a curated record. Gene Ontology annotation, cellular component: nucleus. Bases 901 to 1674 code for a protein of 257 amino acids. Lineage: Eukaryota; Metazoa; Chordata; Actinopteri; Syngnathiformes; Syngnathidae. The transcript is spliced from 2 exons.